CUGGCCCCUCCCACCACCUCGCCGGGAUCCGUGGCCGGGCGGCCGGGGCUAAGCUGGGAGCUACUGCUUUGGGGGUCGAAGGAUCACGUGAGGCUUCUCCCUGCUUGGGGUGGGGACGAAAAGGUAAACUAGUCCUUUGACAACAUAGAUUCAAGUCUGAGUUAUAAAAUAGUGAAUUCCUAAGAAGAAAAUAAUGGAUUGCCUAAUAGUUAUUGUCUAAGUGUUUGGACUCAGCAGCGUGUAGGUUUUUGCACAGGCCAAAAGAAGAUGGCAACUCCUUAUGUCCCAGUUCCUAUGCCCAUAGGGAACUCAGCUUCCAGCUUUACAACCAACAGAAACCAAAGAAGUUCUUCUUUUGGAAGUAUCUCAACAAGCUCAAACUCUUCCAAAGGCCAAUUAGAAGACACAAAUAUGGGUAAUUGUAAACAGACAAGUGUACCUGAUCAAAUGGAUAGUACUUCAUCUGUCUGUAGCAGUCCCCUCAUUAGGACUAAACUUACAGGUGCAGAUCCUUCCAUUGAGUAUUCUACUAGACCAAAAGAAAAUGAAGAACAAAAUCCUGAAACAGUGAAUUGGGAAAAUAGACCUUCUACACCUACUAUACUGGGUUAUGAGGUGAUGGAAGAAAGAGCUAAAUUUACUGUAUAUAAAAUACUAGUAAGGAAAACCCCAGAAGAAAGCUGGGUAGUUUUUAGAAGAUAUACUGACUUUUCUAGGCUUAAUGAUAAAUUAAAAGAUAUGUUUCCAGGCUUUCGAUUAGCACUUCCGCCAAAACGCUGGUUUAAAGAUAAUUAUAAUACCGACUUUUUAGAAGAUAGACAAUUAGGAUUACAAGCAUUUCUUCAAAAUUUAAUAGCUCACAAGGACAUUGCUAACUGCCUUGCAGUAAGAGAAUUUCUUUGUCUGGAUGAUCCACCAGGUCCAUUUGAUAGCCUCGAAGAAAGCAGGGCUUUCUGUGAAACUUUAGAAGAGACAAACUACCGUUUUCAGAAAGAACUACUUGAAAAACAAAAAGAAGUAGAAUCACUGAAGAAACUGCUCACUGAGAAGCAGCUUCAUAUAGACAUGCUAGAGAACAGACUCAGAACAUUAUCCUUAGAACCUGAAGAAUCACUUCACAUGUCAAGAACAGAAGAACAAGAGAUGUUAAAGAUGGAGUCCUCUGCACUUGAGGUUGACCAGGAUGUCUUGGAUGAAGAAUCUAGAGCUGAUAAUAAUCCAUGCUUAAGUGUUAGUGAACCUGAAAAUUCUUUGUCAGAGAUAGAAGUAGCAGAAGUGGCAUAUAAUACUGAAGAAGACUAAUUCAUCACAAGAAGUUUCCAUCAUUUUUGUUUUGGCAAAUUUAAAAUAGAUUGACAAAUAUUUAAAAAGAAAAAAAAUAGACUGGAAUAUUUGUAGAAAAUAGCUAGAAUGCAAAUGUAUAAAGUUUAUAUAAAGAAAAGUUUUUUUUUAAGUUAUUGGAAUAGAAAAUAUAUUCACUACUGCUUUAAAAUGUUUUAUCCAACCUUUGUAUUUAAUAAACUAAAAAAAUCUAGUUAUUAGAGUUCUGUUAUCCAGGGCCACAGUCUUAUAUACUGUGCAAGAAUUACUUUGGUGUUUUGCCAGUAUAUUACUCCAAACUAAUGUGUGCAUGUGUUGUGUGCGUGUGUUUAAAUCACUUAGAAUGGACAAAUGGACAUUAAUUGCAUGUUGCUAUGUCUACUUGAUAGAUAUUUCUUUGUAACUCUGACAUGAUAUAUUUUCAUUAGUGGGUUAAAUCAAUGGUAAAGAUGAAUUGAGUUUUAGAUAUUGACAUGUUUACUAUCUUUAAAUAAAAAUUGCUUAUUUGAAAUG
Talpa occidentalis (Iberian mole) is the source of this 1833-nucleotide messenger RNA. RefSeq names its product sorting nexin 16 (gene SNX16). The record is from RefSeq and is a predicted model, not a curated record. Gene Ontology annotation, molecular function: phosphatidylinositol binding. Gene Ontology annotation, cellular component: extrinsic component of endosome membrane; late endosome; early endosome. NCBI's taxonomy places the organism in Eukaryota, Metazoa, Chordata, Mammalia, Eulipotyphla, Talpidae. The transcript is spliced from 9 exons. Bases 268 to 1302 code for a protein of 344 amino acids. Gene Ontology annotation, biological process: early endosome to late endosome transport; protein targeting to lysosome; endosome to lysosome transport.